This is a messenger RNA of Dermacentor silvarum, 1784 nucleotides long. Its product is annotated as sulfotransferase 1C2-like. The record is from RefSeq and is a predicted model, not a curated record. Gene Ontology annotation, cellular component: cytoplasm. Bases 109 to 1050 code for a protein of 313 amino acids. NCBI's taxonomy places the organism in Eukaryota, Metazoa, Arthropoda, Arachnida, Ixodida, Ixodidae. The transcript is spliced from 2 exons. Gene Ontology annotation, biological process: sulfation. Gene Ontology annotation, molecular function: sulfotransferase activity.
UUUUUUACACGUCUCGGUGCAGUCGCCACCAUGCCAGUUGGCCGUCCAGUUGCUUCAGCGAGCCAUUCGUAAGGGCUUUGACGUGUUUUGGAUCCGCACCAGCUAGCCAUGGAUGUAGAGAAUUGCAGAUUGGUCGACGGCCUGUGGAUGCACAAGAUGUUUCAUGAAAGCAUACUGCGUUCAGUGUUCUCAUAUAAGCCUCGCCCAGAUGACGUUUUCGUUGUAACGUACCCCAAAUGCGGAACCACAUGGAUUCAGUACAUCGUCCUCAGCAUAUUUAAUAAAGGCGACCCUCCAACAACAAAGGCCGAUUUCCUGCUGGCCUCACCUUUUCUUGAUUUCAUGGGAGCCGAAGCUGCGGAGAAAAUGGCCAGACCGGGUGUCCUCAAGACUCACCUACCUUUCCACAAAACACCGUUCUCUGAUGAUGCCAAAUACAUCUACGUCGCAAGAAACCCAUAUGACGUCUGUGUCUCCUUCUACUACCACCUGAAGGCUUUCACACCCAAGACAGUGAAAGACGCCUCAUUUGCGAGAUUUCACGAAUUGUUCAUUUCAGACAGGCUCUCUUGGGGGCCAUAUUUCGACCACCUCUUCCCUUGGUACGCCCAACGCGACCUCCCAAAUGUCUUGUAUUUCACAUACGAGCAGGCUAGGAAAGACACUGCACUGUGGGUAUUGAAAAUCGCCGACUUCCUCAGAAAACACUACGGUGAUCAGCUACGAAACGACUCUGCUCUGCUCCAAAAAGUUUUGGAUGUCUGCAGCCUAGAGAACAUGAGGCGUGUGUUUGAUAGUAGCGCAGGUGGUUUGCUGAAAAAUAUGCUAAACCUUCCACCGGAGAAGGCACUAAAAUCGUUGGACGUCUAUCGCGAUAUGGAUAUAAUGGUGGACACGCAUGAAAGUCUAAGAUCUGUACGCAAAGGCACAGUGGGAGACUGGAGGACGCACUUCACGUGCGAUGAGAUUGAGAAAACGAAACAAUGGAUUCACAGAAAAACGGAAGGGUCCGAUGUGAUGGAGCUCUGGAAUGACAUCAACCUCCCUUGAGUUCAUAAAACAGGGCUUCUGUACUGGCUAGUUUCAGACAGGCCGAUGUUGUUCGUUUCGUUGUUGCAGUAUGAUGUCGGAGGUAGUAAACUAAUAAUGGUGCACUAAUAUUGUUACGCCUGAGCCACGUGAAUAGCAUAAGAACAGCAUGAAAACUGCAAUCGCAACACAGCUCAGUGGAAUAGUAGGAUUAUUUAUGCCCUUCUUAUCUCAUUGAAAUUAGUGCUUUGUGGCUGAUUUCACCAUAUGUGUUGUGUAAUUUUCUGAACUUUUAAAUAACUGUCCUAGCUUUUGGAACUUACAAUACUUCGCAUGCACAAUUAUUCUAUAUGUUUGCUGUCCUGAAGCUUUGUUUAUAAGUAACAACAGUCAUGUAGUUAAGGUGGGUAUAAGAAUGGGUUUGUUGCAAAACAUGCUUUAAGGUCAGGUUAGCAGCGCAAGGCCAUUAAGUAUUCUGGCCAUUAUGUCUAUUCUUGCCAUUAAGUCUUCUGUCCCCUCUAGUGGCCUUGCGCUGUUAACCUGACUUUAAAACAGUGAUGUGUUACCCAGGUAAAUAAUGUCUGCACUGAGAAAACCCUGACUUUUGACUAAUAUGUAAAGUUCUUUCUCUGUGUUUCUGCAUUCUAUGCCGGUUGUUCUAUGUCAUGGUGAUGUUGCGUAGUUGGUGAAUCCUAAACUCGAUGUUGGACGAAAAGUGCAGCAAAAUGUCUUGAGUUGCUAAUGCGCGCUGUGCG